This is a messenger RNA of Coffea eugenioides, 2875 nucleotides long. RefSeq names its product cyclic nucleotide-gated ion channel 1. Gene Ontology annotation, biological process: transmembrane transport; monoatomic ion transport. The record is from RefSeq and is a predicted model, not a curated record. The transcript has 8 exons. Gene Ontology annotation, molecular function: monoatomic ion channel activity. Bases 458 to 2596 code for a protein of 712 amino acids. Gene Ontology annotation, cellular component: membrane. Lineage: Eukaryota; Viridiplantae; Streptophyta; Magnoliopsida; Gentianales; Rubiaceae.
ACUCCAGAGAGGAAAGAAAUAUCCAAAACCAAAAUUCGGGCCUUUAAGCAAGUUGUUGACAUUCCAACAUCCCAAACCCCAUACCCUGGUCAACAUUUGAUUUCAUCUUCAUUUCUCUCUGCUCUCUAUUGCCGUCACCAUCAUCAUCUGCAAGCAACUACUGUCUUCCAUUCACAUAACAUUUCUGGGAAAGAAAGAUAGUACUAAUAUAGCCAAGUUGGAAGGAAGUCUCCGCGAAGCUUCUUCUGAAAUUGGACCGUCUUCUUCUUGUCCGUGGUCGUGGAUUGCAGCAUAUUCUCUGUUCGCAAUACAAGUUUUUACUAGUACUAUUAGGGUUCUGUAUUUUGCGUGCUUUCUUUCUAUCAAUCACAACUUUUACAUCGAGGACUUCUUAGUACCUAUGAGAGUUCUGAGGUUGAUUACGCAUUGAUUCCAUUUUCACACGUGAGCUGGAGCUAUGAAUCACCAGCAGGAGAAGCUUGUUAGGUUCCAGGGUUGGGAAUCAAUUGCAGGCUCAGAAGGCCAAUAUGCCAGUAAAGAUGUUCUUCAUGUUGGAAACUUUAGAACAAAAAUAAACUCAGUCUCUGACAAAUUUUGUGGAGGCUUUGAGAGUGGCUCUGAAAGGAUCAAAAGUUUUAAAGACUCAUUGCGAUCCUGUUCAUUAACUAGCCUUUUGCCUAAAUGCUUCCGAUCUAGCAACAGAACUCUUGAUCCACAAGGCCUGUUCCUUCAGAAGUGGAACAAGAUAUUUGUACUCUCGUGUGUGAUUGCUGUCUCUUUGGAUCCCUUGUUCUUUUACAUUCCAGUGAUUAAUGGCCAUAAAAAAUGCCUUAGUUUCGAUAAAAAGUUGGAGGUCACAGCAAGUGUUUUGCGUUCUUUCACGGACAUAUUUUACCUCAUUCAUAUUAUCUUUCAAUUUCGAACUGGUUUUAUUGCCCCUUCUUCCCGUGUUUUCGGGAGAGGUGUCUUAGUUGAAGAUUCAUGGGCAAUAGCAAAGAGAUAUCUAUCAUCCUACUUUUUGAUUGACAUUCUUGCCGUUCUUCCACUGCCUCAGGCUGCAAUAUUGAUUGUUAUUCCUCGGAUGAGGGGUGCAAGAUCUUUGAACACAAAGAAUAUGUUAAAGUUUGUUGUGUUCUUUCAAUACAUACCAAGGGUUCUUCGUAUUUAUCCACUCUAUAAAGAAGUCACAAGAACUUCUGGUAUACUCACGGAAACAGCAUGGGCUGGAGCUGCAUUUAAUCUUUUCUUAUACAUGCUUGCCAGUCAUGUUCUUGGAGCCUUUUGGUACUUGUUUUCAAUAGAACGUGAAACCACUUGUUGGCAGAGUGCUUGUGGAAAUCGGACUGAUUGCAUUCAUGCAUCACUCUACUGUCUUGAUGAUCACUUACGAUUUAAACAGUUUCUAAAUGAUUCCUGCCCCAUACAAACACCAGAUACCACACGUUUUGAUUUUGGUAUAUUUCUCAAUGCCCUUCAGUCUGGUAUAGUGGAAUCAAUGGAUUUUCCUCGAAAGUUCUUCUAUUGUUUCUGGUGGGGCCUCCAAAACCUGAGUUCUCUUGGUCAGAAUCUCAAAACAAGUACCUUUGUCUGGGAAAUUUGCUUUGCAGUCUUCAUUUCCAUCUCUGGUUUGGUGUUAUUUUCAUUUCUCAUUGGAAAUAUGCAGGCAUAUUUGCAGUCUACAACAUUAAGAUUAGAGGAGAUGAGGGUAAAACGACGAGAUGCGGAACAGUGGAUGUCUCAUCGUUUGCUCCCUGAAAGUUUAAAGGAGCGGAUCAGGCGAUAUGAACAAUAUAAAUGGCAGGAAAAUAGGGGUGUUGAUGAGGAAAAUUUGAUUCAAAACCUCCCCAAAGACCUCAGAAGAGAUAUCAAACGCCAUCUUUGUUUGGCUCUGCUAAUGAGGGUUCCAAUGUUCGAAAAAUUGGAUGAACAACUCUUGGAUGCAUUGUGUGAUCGUCUUAAGCCAGUAUUAUACACCGAACACAGCUUCAUUGUGCGGGAGGGUGACCCAGUUGAUGAGAUGUUGUUCAUAAUGCGGGGCAAACUGCUAACUGUGACCACCAAUGGAGGAAGGACUGGCUUUUUCAACUCUGAUUAUCUAAAAGCUGGUGACUUUUGUGGAGAGGAGCUGCUUACUUGGGCACUGGACCCCCAUUCAUCAUCUAAUCUCCCAAUAUCAACUAGAACUGUUCAAGCUCUCUCAGAGGUCGAAGCAUUUGCUCUAAUAGCAGAUGAUUUGAAAUUUGUGGCCUCACAGUUUCGUCGACUACACAGUAAGCAACUUCGCCACACUUUUAGGUUUUACUCUCAGCAAUGGAGGACAUGGGCAGCCUGUUUUAUACAGGCAGCAUGGCGCCGCUGUUGUAGAAAGAAGCUAGAAGAAUCUCUUCGUGAAGAAGAAAAUUGGUUGCAAAAUGCAUUGGCAAAGAAUGAAGGGAGUUCACCCAGUUUGGGUGCCACUAUCUAUGCCUCAAGGUUUGCUGCUAAUGCGCUUCGUGCUUUACGACGCAAUGGUGCUAGGAAUUCAAGGUUGACAGAGAGAGUGCCACCAAUAAUGCUUCAAAAACCAGCAGAGCCUGAUUUUACUGCUGGUAAUUAGGUAGGUUAUUGUUUGGUUAAAUUGUGUAUUUGGGGCUUUGCCACAAAUGACAUUAUGUUGUAUAUGCUUUCAUAUUUGUUUGGUUAAUUGUGUAUAUUAUGUAUGUUGUAUAUGCUUCAUAUCCAUGCAAAGGUAAUUUUUCGAGUGAGUGAGUAAGAAAUGAAUGAUUUCCAAUUUUUCUCUUUGUUUUCUAAAUAUUUUCAAGUUAUCAAUAUCGAGACAAGAAUGAUGUAAUGGAACCAUUGAUGACAUCAAUGUAUUGAUAGAAAUGUUCUUUUU